AUGGCCCCCCACGAAGGCCUUGUCCACCCAAAAGAAUAUGACAUCAAAGACAGCAACGUGGAGCUAAUCGGCAGCGACCUGGACCACCGCGUGAAGUACAACUCAGCCCUCACCGAACCCGCCUGGCAAAACAUCGGCCAAGCACCGGGCCUCGCAAUCUGGCGCAUCGAAAACUUCCAAUUCUACGACGGAGACAGCUUCAUCGUGUUACACACCUACAAAGUCGGCGACAACAAGCUGGGCCAUGAUAUCUUCUUCUGGCUCGGCAGCAAAACAACCCAGGAUGAAGCAGGUGUUGCGGCAUACAAGACCGUCGAGCUGGAUGAGUUCCUGCAAGGCGCUGCGACACAACACCGCGAGGUGCAGCAGCAUCCCUCGGACGAGUUCCUUGCUUUGUUCCGGAACUACGCGAUCCGAGCUGGUGGUGUGCGCUCCGGGUUUACGCAUGUUGAGCCCGAGGAGCGUGUCGAGGUGACUACGCUACUGCGUGUCUUCAAACAUCCUGGUAUUGCCCGUGUUGACUCGCUAAUUGUGCAUGAGGUCGAGCCUACGUGGAAGAGUCUCGAUGAGAGUGAUGUCUUUGUUUUGGAUAAGGGGAAUAAGAUCUGGGUUUGGCAGGGGAAGAAGUGUAGCCCGAUGGAGAAGGCGAAGGCGGCGCAGGUGGUUAAUGAUAUGACGCAGGCGAAGCAUGUUGAUGUUGAGGUUCUGUCACAACUUGAGUCGAGGUCGAGGAUCUUUGUUGACUUGCUCGGUGGAAAGGAUGUCGCUCCGUCUACACUGGAGGCGGCUAGACCUGGACGGUUUGCGAGGAGGGGUGCUGAUGAAAGUGCCCGCUCGCGCAAGCUUUUCAGACUCAGCGAUGCCUCUGGAAACUUGUCGUUUGAUCUUGUGAAGGAUGGCGGGCGGGUUGGUCGGUCUGACCUGGAUGGGAAUGAUGUUUUCCUUUAUGAUUCGGGUAACAGAGUCUGGGUUUGGCAGGGGGCUGGAGCUAGUGCCAGUGAGAAGGCCAUGUGGCUCAAGGUUGCCCAGUUCUAUGUCCGGAAGAUUCAGGAGAGCCAGGAAUCUUCUGAGGCAUAUCUCACGCCCAUUUCGAAGGUUGCGCAAGGCCAUGAGAGCCCUGCAUUCUUGAAGGCUUUGGAGGUUUAA
Penicillium verrucosum is the source of this 1146-nucleotide messenger RNA. Its product is annotated as gelsolin/scinderin family protein. The coding region runs from base 1 to 1146 and encodes 381 amino acids. The record is from RefSeq and is a predicted model, not a curated record. Gene Ontology annotation, molecular function: actin filament binding. Lineage: Eukaryota; Fungi; Ascomycota; Eurotiomycetes; Eurotiales; Aspergillaceae. The transcript is spliced from 2 exons.